Molecule: messenger RNA, 7394 nt
Organism: Manis pentadactyla (Chinese pangolin)
Lineage: Eukaryota; Metazoa; Chordata; Mammalia; Pholidota; Manidae
Gene: STX12
Product: syntaxin 12
Exons: 9
Coding region: 127-951 (274 amino acids)
Biological process (GO): vesicle-mediated transport; intracellular protein transport; vesicle fusion
Cellular component (GO): synaptic vesicle membrane; synaptic vesicle; endomembrane system
Molecular function (GO): SNAP receptor activity; SNARE binding
Source: RefSeq, a predicted model, not a curated record
CUCAGCUUCUUUCCCCUGUGCCCCCGCCCUUUCUCUUCCCGGUUUUCCAGUCAGCUGGUGGGUCCAGCCUGGUGGCUGCUUCCGGGAGAAACGCGGUGCAGGGCGAGUCGGUCUUAGCUGCUUGUCAUGUCCUACGGUCCCUUAGACAUGUAUCGGAACCCGGGGCCCUCUGUGCCGCAGCUGCGGGACUUCAACAGCAUCAUCCAGACAUGCAGCGGCAACAUUCAGCGGAUCAGCCAAGCCACUGCUCAGAUAAAGAAUUUGAUGAGCCAACUAGGAACUAAGCAGGACUCAAGCAAGCUGCAGGAAAAUCUGCAACAGUUACAACACUCUACAAAUCAGCUUGCCAAGGAAACAAAUGAAUUACUGAAGGAAUUAGGGUCCUUGCCCCUUCCCUUAUCUACUUCAGAACAGCGCCAGCAGAAACUCCAGAAAGAACGCCUCAUGAAUGACUUCUCUGCAGCCUUAAACAAUUUCCAGGCUGUGCAGAGAAGGGUCUCUGAAAAGGAAAAAGAGAGUAUUGCCAGAGCAAGAGCUGGAUCUCGUCUUUCUGCGGAGGAGAGGCAAAGAGAGGAGCAGCUUGUCUCAUUUGAUGGCCAUGAGGAGUGGAACCAGAUGCAGAGCCAGGAGGAUGAGGUAGCCAUCACCGAGCAGGAUCUGGAACAUAUUAAAGAGAGGGAAACGGCAAUUCGGCAACUGGAGGCUGACAUUUUGGAUGUCAAUCAGAUAUUUAAAGAUUUGGCCAUGAUGAUCCAUGACCAAGGUGAUCUGAUUGAUAGCAUAGAAGCCAAUGUGGAAAGCUCAGAGGUGCAUGUAGAACGAGCCACUGAUCAGUUACAGAGGGCUGCUUACUAUCAGAAAAAGUCUCGCAAGAAGAUCUGUAUCCUGGUGCUUGUCCUGUCAGUGAUUAUUGUAAUCUUGGGACUUAUUAUCUGGCAAGUUAGUAAAUGAAGUGAUUGCCUCAGAGCCUUCUCCUGCUGACCUGUUUUCAAGGGCAACUGCUUGUUAAAGUUUUGCCAGAACAAACUGAUCUCAAGAAGAAAGCAUACACCAGAACGUCCUAUGAUAAUUUAGUUAGAAGCUAACUACUAACUAGUCCUUGGAAUUAAUGACUUUGGAGACAGUAUCAAUUUAUGUAUACAUUUUAUUGAUUUCUCAAAUUAGGAAUUAAUUCAUGUGGAUUUUGCUUUCUCUUGUAUUCUGAUCACCUUUCAUCCCAAGUAUUUACUGAAAAUUCCAUUUUAGAUAUUGUUUUGACAGGUGACACUACAGUCUUGUAAUAUUGUCUUUUUACGUGUAUAUAAGAUUUACCUUUUUACUGGCAACUGAGGUAGAAUUAUUUUCUGGAACCCAGCAUAUUGGAGUUGGUCAGGUACUAUAUAACAAGCCAGCACUUUGUAUUAUUUUACAUUUUUAAUUUGAAUUUCUGAGAAGUCUGUUCUCUAUCUGCUUUGAAAGAUUUUGGCCAUGUAACUAGAAAGUAAAAAAUUGCACAUGUGAUCCAGAUUAAAAUUAUCUAUUUGAGCUGGCCAGUUGUUGGGGUACAUGUUAAUAUGGGUUUAAAGCUUAUUAUCUUUUAGUGCCGUCCACAACAGCUCAUCCACACUAAACCAUCUCAUUCACUUUUUGAAGAGGUUAAUUUAAUUAACAUUACUAUAUUAUGUGGGGGUCCCUCUCCCCCUGUCUGUAUAGAAAGGGAGAAUUAGACAAAGCAUGCUUUUGGAAAGCGAAUAGAAAUUGUUUGGAAUGAUUUAAUCUUUUUGUUGUUGUUCACUUGUGGUUCUACAUUCCUGGUGAAUAAUGAAUGUUGCUGUCAAAAGGCUACUACCCCCAACCCUGUAAGGGUUGGUGGGCAUUUGAUGUCAGGAAGAUUUUAAAAGCUAGACUGAAGUUGAUUUAAGAUUUAGUCCUGUGAACCUGGUAAUAAAGCAAAGAAAAGGUUCAUUUUUAUAAAUAAUACUGGUUUGGAAUAGUGGUGUCAGACUUACCCUAAUUUAUGAACAAGAGAUUUAAUCUCUCCAUGAAUAGUUUUAGACAAAAAAUGUUUCAAUAAAAGAUUGCUGUCUUGUAAUAUAAAUGUUGUCCUCUUCCCUUUUUCAGAGGUCUAGAGCAGCUAAAGGAAUAUAAUUUCUUUAGGCUCUCACACAAAUGUGAAUUUCAGUUCAAUAAUUUCAGUUCAUCCUUUAGUGAAUUAGAGGAUUUAGCUAUCCUGGAUAUAUUUAUAUUCAUUUCUUCCACUCCCUUCAGUGUUACUUAAUCUUCUUUAAACUAAUGUGAAUAGUGGGUAAACAAGGGCCCAAUGCAUACGUUUCUUUGCACUCUUUCACAAAUAAACAUCUUAAAAACUUUCUUAGUAAAUUUUUAUGAGUUAAAUCCUAAUGCAGUAGGUAUUAGAUAAUGUGCUAUCCAGAGAAAAACAGAACUGUAAGAAAAUCAGGUGAGGAUUGGUUUAGGGGUGGCUUCGGUGCUGCUUUCCAUUCCUCGAAAAAGAGGAUGGAGCUAUUGGGGUGUCACAGGGGUCCACGCAAUAGUUUCAGAGCCAGUUCCUUGUUUCUACAAUCACUGCUCCUUCAGCUGCAAAUUACAGCUACACUUGGAUAUAUCAUUUGUAACAUUACAGCAAGAAAAAAGUUGAUUGUGAAAAGCGAUUUCAGUUUAGAGAAAAUGAAUCUACCGUAGUUGUAUUCUGUAAUACUUUGUAAUCCAGUGGCAGUGGUAGUAGUGGUCAUGGGUAGCAAAUACGAAUUUGGCCUGGAGUUUAUCGUAGUUGCCAAGAGGUUCUGCUAGAUGGUCUGAAUAAACCUGUUCACAGAAUCCUUCUCUUUGCUCUGUUCAUCAUUUUAGGAAAACCAUAGGCUAGCACAGUGGUUUGUAACCAGGGUUUCACAUUAGAAACUUAAAAAAUACUUAAACCUAGGUGCCUGUGUUACAGGGUUCUAACUUAGUUUGGAGUAUAUCCUGAACAUGGACACUUACAAAAGCUCCAGAUAAUUCUCAUGUGUAACCAUAGUUGAGAAUCAUUGGUUUGGAGGUCAAAAACUAGAGAGUGGUAGAGAAGGCCUGAAUAAUUUUAUCUCUGCUAUUAACCUGCUAUAGGUAUUUGACAAGUCAUUCAACCCAUAGGCCCCAAGUUUUCUCAAUAGCUCUUUUCUAGCUAUAAAAUUCUGUGAUUAUAAGGACCACAGGGGUUUGGUCUGAACAUAGAAAUUCUAUGUUUGUCUCUGUAUUCCCCUCCUUUUCUCCUCCCCCUUUCUCCUUUAUGGAAUGUUCCAGAAAUACUGGGCAGAUCUAGCAUUCUCCAAGUGAGUUAAAACUGUAGUACUGUACUAGGUAAAGUAGAAAUGUCAUGCUGGCAACUUCACCUGGGGAUGUUCUAGAAUGAGAACUUGUUAGCUGCUAGAGUGAUGCUCCCAGAGCAGGUUUGUUUUAUUUUGCUAAAAGGUGGUGAUACACUGCCUUGUACCAUUGGGUAAAAUCAAAUUGAAAUUACUGUUGUAUCAGUGCAAAGUAAAAUGCCCUGAACUUCCACCAUUUUUUUUUAAAUUGAAGUAUAACUGAUGAAAUAUUAUAUUAGUUUCAGGUAUAUAACAUAGUGAUUUGAUGUUUAUAUACAUUAUAAAAUUAUCACCACAAUAAGUCUACUCACCAUCUGUUACCAUACAAAGUGUUUAUUAUAUUCCCUAUGCUGUACAUUACACCCCUGUGUUUUGUUUAUUUUAUAACUGGAAGAUUAUACUUAAUCCCCUUCACCUAUUUCAUCCAUCCCUUACCCCUCUCCCCUCUGGCAACCAACAGUUUGUACUGUUUAUGAGUCUGUUUCUGUUUUGUUUGUUAAUUUGUUUUUUAGAUUCCAUAUGUAAGUGAAAUCAUGAUACUCAUCUUUUUCUGACUUGUUUCACUUAGCAUAAUACCCUCUAGGUCUAUCCAUGUUGUCACAAAAGGCAAGAUUCCAAUCUUUUUUUUUGGCUAACAUUCUAUCACACACACACAUCUUUAUCCAUUCAUCUAGUCACUGAUGGACACUCGUUGCUUCCAUAGUUUGUCUAUUGUAGAUAAUGCUGCAAAGGACAUAGGGGUGCACAGAUUUUUUGAAUCACUGUUUUCAAUUUCUUAGGAUAAAUUCUAGAAAUGGAAUUACUGGAUCAUAUGGCAUUUCUAUUUUUAAUUUUUUAAGGAACCUCCAUACUCUUUCCAUAAUGGCUGCACCAAUUUACAUUCCCACCAACUUUGUAGGAGUGUUCCUUUUUCUUCAUGUCCUCACCAAUACUUGUUAUUUCUUGUCUUUUUGAUAUUAGCCAUUCUGACAGGUGUGAGGUGAUACCUCAUUGUGGUUUCGAUUUGCAUUUUCCUGUUAAUGAUGUUGAGCAUCUUUUCAUCUGUUUGUUGGCUGUCUGUAUGUCUUCUUUAGAAAAUGUCUAUUCAGGUUCUCUGCUCAUUUUAAUUGGAUUUUAAAAAAAUAAUGAGUUGUAGGAAUUCUUGUAUAUUUUGGAUGUUAGCCCCUUAUUGGAUAUAUCAUUUACAAAUAUCUUCUCCAUUUGGUAGGUUGCCUUUUCAUUUUGUCAAUAGUUUCUUCUGCUGUGCAAAAAGCUUUUAAGUUUGAUACAGUUCUAUUUGUUUAUUUUUACUUUUGUUGUCCUUGCCUGAAGAGACAGAUCCAAAAAAUAUUACUAAGACCAAUGUCAAAGAGCCUUACUGCCUGUUUUUUCCUCUACGAGUUUUAUGCUUUCAUGUCUUACAUUUAAGUCUUUAAUCCAUUUUGAGUUUAUUUUUGUACAUAGUGUAAGAAAGAGGGGUCCAGUUUCAUUCUUUUGUGUAUAACUUUCCAUUUUCCUGCCACCAUCAAUUGAAGAGACUGUCUUUUUCACAUUCUAUAUUCUUGCCUCCUUUGUUGUAAUUAAUCGAUGGUGUAAGAGUGGGUUUAUUUCUGGUCUCUCUGUUCUUUCUAUUCCUGUGCCAGUACUGUAAUGUUUUGAUUCUGUAACUUUGUAGUAUAGUUUGAAAUCUGGGCACAUGAUACCGCCAGCUUUGUUCUUUCUCAAGACUCCAUUUUUUCCCCCUGCAGCUCCAGAAGCUGUCUUUACUCAUGAGAAUGAAACUUUUGCUUCUGGUCACUACAUGCAAACCAGAACCCAACUCAGAUUUCAGUCUAUAUUGUUUCCUAGAGCUAGGAAUCACCUGCUUCCUCACUGCUUUUCUAAAUAUGUUAAGUGUAUCCCUAGAUUUCAAAGGAUUUUUCAAUAUUGUUUUCUGUGCUAUGAAAUACAACUACUUUAAACUCUCUGUCUUAACUAUGAAAUGGUUUGAAAGGUUUUGAUUCCAAUCCUACUUUCAGGCCAACUGAAGUAGUUCAUUUUACUGCUUAACUGAAAUGAUAUUUGAUUGACAAUGCAGCACUUAAUUUUCAAAGGAUAAACUUGAAACUAUAGAAUUUGUAAUGUUAGAUUGUGAUCAAGGACCAAGUUUUUACCAGUCCAUGGACAAAUGAGAAAAAUGAUGUAGUGAGUCUGAACUAAUGACCUUCCAACUUUAAAAAAAAGAUAUUUCAAGAUUAUAAAAAUGAAAAGGUAGUGUUAGAUGGCAGUCUGCAUUUUUAAAUCUCCUUAGUUGGCAAUAUAAAAGUUGAUGUUCCUAUAUUACUUCUGUUUUUCCUGGCCCAUGACAUCUCUAGAGUCUGUGAACGCUCAUCUAGACUAGACCCAUCAUUUAAUAACUGAGGGAGCUGAGGCCAGGAAUGGCAAUCUAAUACAGGAUUAAAGGUUUGAGGAAGUGCUGUGCAUGCAAAUAGUAUUCAUAGGGUAAUAUUUGAGCCCUUACUACCAGUAAUUUACUAUGCUACAUGUUAAACGUUUCACAUUUUACAUUUAUAAUUUUAUAGCCACAGAACCACCUAGGAGAUGUCUUUUUCUUGUCUCCAUGUUUUAUACAGUAGUAAACUGAGGCAUAGUAAGUAACCUGCCCAUAGACACAUGAUUUAGGAGUGGUGGAGCAAUGAUUUUAUUCUCAAGCACUCAGACUUAAAUACCACACAUCUUUAAGACACUGUACACUGUCUCCAUGCAUCACUGAUAAAAACUAUCCUGCUCACCACCUCUUUCAUGAAGCUUUCUCUAAAACUGGAGUAGAGGCAGUUUCUACCCAAUGUUUCAAGAACAUCCUCUGUCAGCACCUUGUGAAUUUUCUAUUUCACCACCCAGCUUACGUGAAGCCUCCUGCUUUAGCUGUCUAUACACAAUCACAUUUUUUUCAGUACCUCUAUUUUGAUCACUCAUAUAUCAAAGAUGUUUGAAAAAAGGUUUCUGACAUCAAUAUGCUCCUAAUGUCUUUAGAUUCUAUUCUAAGGAAGUCUUAAAGUCAAAGAAAUUAAUCUUUAUAGAGAUAGCAAAAUCCAAAGGCAGCUAGCCCAUCAGUCUUUCCAUUUGAACAGGUUAAGGGUCUAGACUGCUGUCCUCCAGUUUGCUGAUCUGUACUGACAUCAUUGGUGCCCAAAGAGCAUUUUGCUUUAUAAGGCCUAGGUAAGUGUAAGGUGUCAUUACAUCAGAGGCUAGUGUGAAUUUCAGCUGUGCUAGAAACAGGGAACAUGGCUAAGGAGUAAAGAAUUAUAAGGGUAAGAAUAUAGCUUUAGGUUUCUUGGGUGUAUAGUCAGCACUUUAGAAAAGAUUAAAUAGUGGACCAGACAGAAGCUGAGAAAUUGAAAGGCAAAGUUAACAAAAUGUUACCAGGUUAUUGACAGCUAGAAGUGAUUUCAACACAAUCUUAUGCCUGAAAAAGGGUAUGGAACCUCAAAGGCAUACAUAAUUUAUGUACAUAAAAAGUACUUUGUUCUUUUCUGUUACAAUCAAAACACUUUUGAGACUAAUUCUGUCUCAAGACCCAUGUCCUUGUGUUCAAAGUGGGGAGCACAUAGCCUGCUUUCUCGAAACUAAGUUUAGAAUUUGUAUUUUUUCCAUCAGUCUAGUCGUUCUUUGGAUCACAAGGCUGGAAAGGAUAUUAACAAGUCAUUUGAUAAGUGAUCUGAUGAGCAGUUAGCAUCCUUGGGAUGAGUUUAUUGUGCUUUUGAGGGCCAGAGGAAAAGGUUAUUCCCCUACCUGCCUAAGAGUUCAUUAAAAAAUCCAAGUUAGUAUUACGGUGCAGUUAAAUAUUGAUGCCUGGAGAUGUCACCAAGGGCAAAGUCUUGAACAGGCUGAUGAUCAAUUUAAUGUCUCCACGACUGUUAGCAGGGAGUCAAAAGAAAUAACUUCAUCAUAGAGAUAAAUUGCUGUGCAGUGCCUCUUUCUGGGUGAACAAUAACUUUGCAAUUGGUUUCCUUAAAAAAGAAGAUAAUCCAUAUUUUCUACAAAAAUGAAAAUGUGUUGGGUAUCAAUUGCAUGUUGAUAAUAAAUAUGAUUGUAACAACA